Messenger RNA from Closterium sp. NIES-65, 461 nucleotides. Lineage: Eukaryota; Viridiplantae; Streptophyta; Zygnematophyceae; Desmidiales; Closteriaceae. The record is from the annotation of a GenBank genome assembly.
CUUCCUCGCGCGCGAACUCCCGCGAGUUCGGGGGAGAACAGCAAUCUAGACACCGCGGCCCCGCCUCCGCCCCCCGCCGCGCCGCGCCCCGUCUUCGCCUUUCCCCCUGGUGGCGCUGCUUCUGCCUCCCCGCAUUGGUUGGCGACCGUCCCUCCCGGCAAUACCGCGCACAAAACCGCGCCCCGUGCCCUCCAGUCCCCCCAUCAAGCUGGUGGCGCAGCGCUACCCGCCACUCCGUCUCCGGACGACGUCCCAGGCGGGGGAUGGAUGGGCGCGGGGGAUCGUCGCGUCCCGUCCGGCGCGGGUUCCCCUGGGGAGGGACGUGCUGGAGGGUUGAGCGGGCCUGGAAGCGCGGGGGGAUCUGGAGGGGAGCAGGACGAGGGCUUGGACGCGCAGGAAGCGGGGGGGAAGUCGUCCCGGCCGCGGACUGUUGCAGAGAGGAAGAGACGAAAUGGAAUUAG